Messenger RNA from Mizuhopecten yessoensis (Yesso scallop), 1594 nucleotides. RefSeq lists its product as uncharacterized. The coding region runs from base 66 to 1319 and encodes 417 amino acids. The record is from RefSeq and is a predicted model, not a curated record. NCBI's taxonomy places the organism in Eukaryota, Metazoa, Mollusca, Bivalvia, Pectinida, Pectinidae. The transcript has 8 exons.
GUAGUUAGUUUACGUAAAAGGGACAGGUAAGCCACGGGUGACGGUACAGGUACAGAGGACACAACAUGGGCGUGACAACAUGGCUGGUUUUCUUGGCGUGUUUCUGUGCGAUACAAGGAAGUUUGGGAUCGUUUCAGAAACGUCGCAUAUCCGCGACGAUUGCUAAGAUGUUGCGAAGACUGGCCAGGAAACGAGUUAACCCAGCAUCAACUGCCUGGACCCCGUCCAUGCUAACCUCGACCAUUCCUACCUCGUACCCGACAAACUUUCCCACCGUCAAUCCAACAUCGCCCAACCCGAUCGACUUCUACCAGCACUGGGUCGAUUGUCCCGUCCUGGAAAGCAUACACGAACAGUAUUUCUGGGAAUUCCCCAAUACGGCGUUUCCAAAAGAUUCCAUGAACAUUUCCCCCGAGGAGAUGCGACCAGUGAUGACCAGGGGGGUGUCUGCGUUUGACUAUAUGAAGAACGUGCGCGUGGCUAUGGACCUGAUGAUUGAGGACACGGCCAGACUGAUCAUGGACAAGCGUGUAAACUGUACCACCACCAUGUACCAGAGAGUAUUCGUGUACUACAUGAGGCGACGACUUGACCAGAUGAUGUCGCCACGUGACACCUCCCUUAAAAGCCGUAUCGAAGUCAUACUGAACCAGUACUUCCCAAACAAUCCCGACAUCCUCAGCCGCUCGGGAGAACUAGUGUGGGGAGUCCACUACGUCGUGCACGAGUCCUUCAUUCAUACCUUACAGGAAGAGAUGUUCCGAAGUCUUGGUUGGUUUUUACGGGAUUACAAAUGGGUUAUUCCAUCUUUCCUGGAGCGAUUCCACAGAGGCGAAUUCGCAUCCAUCGAUGACGUGACGUCACAGAUGGUGAAUGAUUUCUUCAGCUUUGGUGCGAUCUACCCAGACGCAUUCCGUUGUACAACGCCGCAAGAAUUCAUUCAUCUGCACACGAGGGUUGCGAACAGGACGGUAAACAAUUACUGGCAGACUCGCAAGUCCGGACUAACCGUGGCGUUCCUCACCAAUCACCUCCAGGAGGUUUUUAGCAUGCCCCACGCUCCCUCUCCUGUGAAACUUGACCCCUUGGUUGUGGACGAGGCCAUUCAGAAGUUGGUGACGGUCAUACUUGGAUACAUGAACGAUACGAUGGUGGAGCUAGCUACGUAUGAAGGAUAUUUAGCAUCAGCAACUCUGUCCCCGCCCACCUUCAUGGCCAGCAGUCUCAGUGACGUACAAUGGAACACGACAGUGAUGCUGUUUUACCGGAUGUUCCCUAACAGUCCGCUCCCUCCCAUUGGAACGGUAUCUCCAGGAUGAAGUCCCUGAUGCCAACUACCUGGGACUCGGAUCAAGAAUACACCACGAUUUAGAAAGAACUGGAUAAUAUGAUACACGAAAAGGGGGUGUUCAUUAACGGCGUACCGGCGGCCGGUUUCUACGGGAAGUAGGGGGCGCUGUCGAGUACCAAUAAUGAACGGUGCUGUCUGGAUUUGUUAAUUGUUUGUUAGAAAACUUCGUUGAAUUUCGUUAAAAUUGACACUAUAAUUCGUUUUUUCUUGUUACAUUUAUGCAUAAUAAAUUUUAAGAUAUUG